Syzygium oleosum is the source of this 2258-nucleotide messenger RNA. RefSeq lists its product as uncharacterized. The record is from RefSeq and is a predicted model, not a curated record. Gene Ontology annotation, molecular function: DNA binding. The coding region runs from base 149 to 1324 and encodes 391 amino acids. NCBI's taxonomy places the organism in Eukaryota, Viridiplantae, Streptophyta, Magnoliopsida, Myrtales, Myrtaceae. The transcript has 6 exons.
CAAUGAAGCUGCCCUUUCCCGCUAUGUACUCUUCUUAUCUGGGUGGGAUCUCUCGCCGCGCGACAGAGGGAAGAAGCCAUUCUCAUCAGCGCUUUCGUCUCCGAGCUCGCAUCGAAUCAACGUCGCCGGAACUCUCUCCUCUGCACCAAUGCCGCUUCUCCACUCGUCAAAAUUGGCGGUCCCGGCCCUCAACUGUGAUCCGAACAAUCUUCUGUGCCCACUCGUUGGGCACGUUGCAGACAUCAAAUUCAUGCGGUUCGUCUGUCCAAAGCGGAGCAUUUCACCUUCCUUUGCCGCGAUCUGUUCCACCACCAUGCUUGACCCCCUUAGAUCAUCAAAGGCGAGGGUCGAUCCAGGAGAGACAUCUGGAUUGCGGGAAUGUGGCUGGUCAGAAGUUGCGGCAGGUGCUCCUGAUAAUGACUGCGGGGAAGUAAAACUAAAUAGCGAGAUUGUCCCCUCGGGAUGUUUGAAUGACGAGAGCUAUAAGGAAAGUGAGAGAAGGAGAAAAAUUGGAGAAGCCAACAAAGGGAAAAUGCCGUGGAAUGUUGGCAGGAAACAUAGUGAAGAGACUCGAAAGCGAAUCAAGCAGAGAACAAUCGAAGCAUUGAGAGACCCCAAGAUCAGGCAGAAGAUGUCUGAACAUCCCCGUACUCACAGUGAUUUGAUCAAAGCAAAGAUUGGCUCUUCACUUCGGCGCAUUUGGAAAGAGCGUUUAAAGCGUAAAAGGUUGAAAGAGAAAUUCUUCUCAUCAUGGGCAGUUAACAUAGCAGAGGCAGCUAAGACAGGAUGGAGUGAUCAGAGAGAACUGGACUGGGAUAGCUAUGACAAAAUAAAGCAUGAAAUCGAUCUCCAACAUCUUCAUCGGCUUACUGAAAAGGAAAGAGCUAAAGAUAUGGCAAAGAUGAGGAGGGCUCAUAAAGCAGCAGAGGCAAAAGCAGCAAAGAUGGCUAGGUUUGCUCAGAAGAGAAAAGAAAAGGAGGAAAAAGCAAAGGAACGAAAAAAGAUGAAAAGAGUAUCAUGCAGAAAAACAAAGAAGAAGAAAGAUGACUUAGCAGUUGCUCGAGGGAUGAAGCUUAAGAAGAGAUUGCUGAAGAUUAACCGAAAGAGACCCUUAAAAGUUGUCCAAGUCACUGGUCAAGGGGAUGCAGUUCUUGCUCAUAUUCCAGUCUGGGAGAAACUGGAUUUAGAGCAUAUCAAGAGAGAAAAGGCACAAAGGAAACUUUCACUGGCUGAUCAGAUACAAGCGGCCAAAAAUCAAAGCAAAGUUCACGACUUAGAGGCUUUUCUCAUGCCAUCUUCUGUUCAUUCAUCCAGUGAGAAGUGAAGUCUGUGAGCUAUGCAUGCACAGUUGCCGUGUGUCCUGUCUCACUGAAAAAUGUGAUUAUGAAAGGGAAGGUGAUCAUUUUCUCAAUAAUGGAGAAUCUGCCUAUUCAUAGCUAUAUAUUAUGCUGCAUAAUGCGAUCACUUUGUGCUAAGUGUUAUUUAUUAUUGUCACUGAUUUUACCAGCCAACACUUGAGCUGGACACUCGAUCGGGUGACCUAAGAAUAGAGAUGUAAACAAACUUGCUCAUGCCUCAGCUGAUUGGGUCUCGCUUAAUUUCAAUUGUUCUGAUUCUUUUAUUAUGCCUAUGUUCCUUGGCAAGUCGCAAGCUAGGCUAGAUGUCAUUACUUGCGGCUAGCAUUUAGUGUCUUUCUUAUCAGUUGUACUUUUGGAUCUUGGAAUGGAUUGGUUACAUCGUUCACUUAUCCAUAAAAGGAAGUUGCCUUUGGGUUUUCAAGUACUUUUACAUUUUGUCACUAACUUGGUUUGCAUUUUUUACUCUGGUGACAGGGAUUUGUUCGACAUCAUCACUAUCUGGAUGUCUUCUCAGCAAACAAAGGCGAGCUUCUUAGAUUACCGGCGCACAUAUGUUUGCUUGGCUCCGUUCCUGGUGUUUUUGCCAUCUAUCAUGUGCACUAGCGAAUUAUCUUGUCAUCUCUCUCUCUCUCUCUCUCUCUCUCUCUCUCUCUCUCUCUCUCUCUCUCUCUCUCUCUGCAUCCGUGGGCGCUACACUGUGCUUGCAGUGAGAUGCAGCACCCUUGGCAGCGGAGCUGGAAAUAGAACCAGCUGGUGAAGCUGAGUUUCCUUCAGAAUUCAUUCAAAACUUGUUUGUGCUUAUGGCUCUUAUAAAUUAAAUGCCAGAAAGCGCAAGCAAUUCAGGAAAAAGCAACUUGUCGAUAUGAUGAUUAGUAUCUCUAUAAUCCACAUCAAUUUUUU